GACGCUGGCACGUAAGAGGACAUCCGGCCGGGCUCCGAAUGUCCGAAGCCUGUCCUGUCUGUGGGUGUUAGUGGCUCUGUCGCUGGAGGGCUGGCUCGCGGAUUGGAUUUCCUGCGGUCGCGAGCCGGCCUCACGCCGCUCCCUGUCCCUCCGUCCCGGGAGCGAUCCCGGCCUCCCCGCUAGGCCGAGCCUGGUCGGCCCGGCGCGCGCUCGAGGAGGGAAAAAUGCCCAAAAAAAAGACUGGUGCGAGGAAAAAGGCCGAAAACCGCCGGGAGCGUGAAAAACAACUAAGAGCCUCCAGAAGCACUGUAGAUUUAGCUAAACACCCGUGUAAUGCUUCCAUGGAAUGUGACAAGUGUCAGAGACGGCAGAAGAAUAGAGCAUUUUGCUACUUUUGUAAUUCUGUACAGAAGCUGCCAAUUUGUGCACAGUGUGGGAAAACAAAAUGCAUGAUGAAAUCUUCUGAUUGUGUCAUAAAGCAUGCUGGUGUGUAUAGUACUGGCCUUGCAAUGGUGGGUGCAAUAUGUGACUUCUGUGAAGCUUGGGUGUGCCAUGGAAGGAAAUGUCUCAGUACACAUGCCUGUGCCUGCCCUCUUACUGACGCUGAGUGUGUUGAGUGUGAACGAGGUGUAUGGGAUCAUGGAGGCAGAAUAUUCAGUUGCUCUUUUUGCCAUAAUUUUCUCUGUGAAGAUGAUCAAUUUGAACAUCAAGCCAGCUGCCAGGUUUUAGAGGCAGAAACAUUUAAAUGUGUUUCAUGCAAUCGGCUUGGUCAGCAUUCAUGUCUCCGUUGUAAGGCUUGUUUCUGUGAUGAUCAUACAAGGAGCAAAGUGUUUAAGCAAGAAAAAGGAAAGCAACCUCCUUGUCCUAAAUGUGGACAUGAAACUCAGGAGACCAAGGAUCUCAGCAUGUCAACACGCUCCUUGAAAUUUGGCAGGCAGGCUGGAGGUGAAGAGGGCGAUGGAGCUUCUGGGUAUGAUGCUUAUUGGAAGAACCUUUCAUCUGACAAAUAUGGGGAGAGUGGCUACCAUGAUGAGGAGGAGGAUGAGUACGAAGCAGAGGAUGAUGAGGAGGAAGAAUAUGAAGGUGGAAAGGAUUCAGAUGCUGAGUCAUCAGAUUUGUUUACAAAUUUGAAUUUAGGAAGGACUUAUGCCAGCGGUUAUGCUCAUUAUGAGGAGCAAGAGAACUAGGAGAGCUGCUUGCCCUUGGUGACCUUGUGUGAGAGAAGCAGGAAUGUGUGUGUGCUUGAUGAAUCGUGUGCAGAUAUUCAAAGUACUAGCAUUUGGCCUUGGGCAAAAGACUAGUCACAUUUACUGGGCCAACUUGUGGGGCAUAGCAUUUUUAUAGGAAUUAAUAAUCAGGCUUAUAGCAUAAAAAAUAAGGUUCAAAUGUAAGAUGUUUAUUGAUUCAAGCAAAUGAGGCAUCAUGAAUUAGAUUAUUACUGGUCUCUGUAAUCUAGUAGGCUUGCCAAUUAGAUCCCUAUAUAUAGGAUAAAGGAAUAGGUAAUAUAUUUAUUUGAAAUUAAAUUACUGUUUUUAUUAAAACACUGCUUAUAAAUUCACUGUAUCUGAUUUUAUAAAAUGUAGUCGUGGAUAAAAUGAAUUACUGUAUUUUUGCUUUUAGGUCUGUCCAGAAAAUGAAUAUGCUAUAAUCUAAAUUUUCAUUAAAUAUUAUGUUAUCUUAAGUAGUCACAGUAUUUGUUUUAGCAACUGACUCAGUCCAUCUCUUCACAGUACAUGUCCUGAACAGUACCUAUUACUAAUGCCUAAAUGUAUUGACAAAGGUGACUGCUCACCAUUUUUAGAGACAUAAUGAAGUGCCAUCAUUACAGAUGUGUUGCUCAGGAAAUUUAUUUUUUUAAUAAAUUAGUGUUUCACUUAUAUAUACCUUUGAACAUUUAUUCUCAAUUUUUUUACUUAUUUUGGAAAACAUUUCAGUAUUUUUGGUAAACUGCUUUAUUGUUUGUCAAAUAUAGAAAUAGAUAGCAGUGGGUUAUUACAUGGUAGACACAAGGAUAUGCAGCACAACCCGAUGUUUGAUGGUAGGUGGAGAAUGGACAGCCCUUGCACAAGUUCCAGUUGUUAUAACUUUACAUUGACCAGGAAUUGAAGUGGUAUAGUGAUAGAAAGGGAUGCAUUAUCUGAUUGGCAUUUUAGAUGUAAGGAGAAAAUUGUAAGUGAUGAUACCAGGGAUAGAUGGUCAUUGCUGUACCAUUUCUUGUUCAGUAGAGAAAAUGAAGAGCUGAAGGCCAAAACAUGCAAUGGGAAGCCAGGUCUGAAACCUAUAGCAACUCUAGUUGCAUAUUAAAAAAAAAAAAAAAACACACAAC
Molecule: messenger RNA, 2326 nt
Organism: Oryctolagus cuniculus (rabbit)
Lineage: Eukaryota; Metazoa; Chordata; Mammalia; Lagomorpha; Leporidae
Gene: NOAZFP
Product: nucleolar atypical zinc finger
Cellular component (GO): nucleus
Molecular function (GO): zinc ion binding
Source: RefSeq, a predicted model, not a curated record